GGGCUGUAGGCUGCACUACAUACUAAAAGACUGAAGGUGGUAUGGCUGUAUUUUUAUAUUGCACAGCGCCCAAUGACCCACCGACGACUUUUCUACGCCCCGCAGACCAGACCCUCACUACAGCAUGGCUGAUUAAUUUUAAAACUGCCACGUAGUAUCCCAUUCCCAGCCCAGCAGCUUAUAAAGCCCAGCAGCAGCAGCAGUCUCCCCCUCCCUCCUUCCCUUCCCCUGACCCACCAUCCACUUCAACUGCUCGCUUUAUCCUCCCCACAUCCCACCUGGAUAGCAUCUAGUCUAUCCUACUGGGCUUCUCCACCCCUCCUGCCAAGAACUACGCCUUAGCAAUUGUAUCAAAUCAAAAUCACCAUCAUGAGGUCGUUUAGGAUCCUAUCAGCACUCCUCGCCCUAGCUUCGUCUAUCCAUGCCGACGCAGGAGUCGACCCCAACGAGGCCCCAGAUGAUGUCAUCGAAUUGACCUCUGAAAACUUUGCCACUGUCGUCACCCCUGCGCCCUUGAUCCUCGUCGAAUUCAUGGCACCAUGGUGCGGUCACUGUAAAGCGCUCAUGCCCGAGUACAAACGUGCAGCGACACUAUUGAAGAAGGAAGGUAUCCCAGUGGCCAAAGCCGACUGUACUGAGCAGAGUGAACUAUGUGCCAAGCACGAAAUCCAGGGUUAUCCAACUCUCAAAAUCUUCUCAAAUGGUGUGGCAUCGGAAUACAAAGGUCCUCGAAAGGCUGAAGGCAUCGUCUCAUACAUGGAAAAACGCGCACACCCUGUCGUUACCCUUAUUACAUCUCACAACCACACCGAGUUUACCCAAUCUGGUAACGUGGUCGUCAUCGCUUACCUGGAUCACUCUGACAAAGAUGGCUUGGCUGCAUUUACCCGCUUCGCCGAAUCCAAACGUGAUGAUUACGUCUUUGGUGUGUGCUACGAUCACUCAUCGAUCAAAGAUGUCUCUUCUCUGCCCCAGGGUAGUCUCGUCCUUUGGAAGAAGUUCGACGAAGGUCGCAACGAUUUCACUGGCGAGAAAUUGACCGAGGAGAACAUUGCCAAAUUUGUCAACACCAACUCGGUGCCCCUGUUUGAUGAGCUCACUCCGUCCAACUUCGCUCUCUACUCUGAAAUCGGUCUUCCUCUCGCUUACACUUUCAUCGAGGCCAACAACCCCAAGCGAGAAUCUCUGAUCAAAUCUCUCGAAUCUGUUGCCAAGGACAACAAGGGUCACCUCAACUUUGUAUGGAUCGAUGCGACCAAAUUUGGAGAUUACGCCAAAUCUUUGAACCUUCCCGGUACCGACUGGCCCGAAUUUGUCAUUCAAGAUCUCUCAAACCAGGACAAGUACCCCUUGGAGGCCAAGAAGGAGGUCAACCAUGACCAUGUUGCCGAAUUUGUCAAGUCGUACCGCGCCGGUAAACUCGAGAAGAGCGUCAAGAGUCAACCCAUUCCCAAACAGGGUGAUGGUACCUACGUCCUCGUUGCCAAGGCCUUCGAAGACGUGGUCUAUGCUAACAACAACCAGAAGGAUGUGUUCCUCGAAUUCUACGCACCAUGGUGUGGUCACUGCAAACGUCUCAAACCUAUUUGGGACAACUUGGCCCGCAGCUUCACUGGUUCCAGCGACAAGGUUCUGAUUGCAAACUUCGAUGCCACUGAGAACGACAUUCCAUCCACCACUGGCAUUUCGGUCCAGGGAUACCCCACUUUGAAGUUCAAGCCCGCCGGCUCGAAGGAAUGGAUCGAUUAUGAUGACGAAAGAGAGCUAGAUGCGAUGAUUGCAUUUGUUGAGAAGAACUCGGUCAACAAGGUCAAGGCCGUCAAGGUCGAGCUACCUGAGCCUGUCGAAGGCGCGAUGGGGCUGACCAAGUCGUCUUCGAUUCGAGAACGAGCCCGCUCCUGAGACGAGACACGACGCUGACACGAUGAUUGUAGAUUCGAAUCUCAUCAGCUUGCCUCUUCUUUCUCAUUUCUCUCACCCCAAAAAUAAAGCAUUUCUGUAGUGCUCUCUGUUUUCAUCCUUUUUUUUUGUUGCGUGGCUUGAGUUGUCAACUUGUGCGGAUUAGCUACCUCGACCGGGUUUUUUCUCUCUUUUCUUUUUUUUCUCUUUCCAUGUCUUUUUUUUUGUUAGAAAUUUCUAGUUUAUUCUCCCUGGAGAAAACCAUUCUCACUGUCAUCAAAAUUUGAGGCUCGCAAGCUGUGGCAUCGUCAGAAAGCCCGU
This is a messenger RNA of Puccinia graminis f. sp. tritici CRL 75-36-700-3, 2220 nucleotides long. RefSeq lists its product as uncharacterized. The transcript is spliced from 8 exons. Gene Ontology annotation, biological process: protein folding; response to endoplasmic reticulum stress. The record is from RefSeq and is a predicted model, not a curated record. Gene Ontology annotation, molecular function: protein disulfide isomerase activity. Gene Ontology annotation, cellular component: endoplasmic reticulum. Bases 370 to 1902 code for a protein of 510 amino acids. NCBI's taxonomy places the organism in Eukaryota, Fungi, Basidiomycota, Pucciniomycetes, Pucciniales, Pucciniaceae.